AUGGACAACGGAGCCGCAAGCCGGAUCGCCAAGACGAGCAAAGAUGCCGCCUGGAUCGAGAGAGCCAAAAAAGCAGCCGAGAAGAACGCGGCUGAGAAGCAAGCCGAGGAGGACAAGCGCAAGCGAGAGGAAACCCAGGGUGGAGGUGGAGGUGGGAAGUCCACCUGA
Gaeumannomyces tritici R3-111a-1 is the source of this 168-nucleotide messenger RNA. RefSeq lists its product as hypothetical. NCBI's taxonomy places the organism in Eukaryota, Fungi, Ascomycota, Sordariomycetes, Magnaporthales, Magnaporthaceae. The transcript is spliced from 2 exons. The record is from RefSeq and is a predicted model, not a curated record. Bases 1 to 168 code for a protein of 55 amino acids.